Messenger RNA from Cinara cedri, 17093 nucleotides. The record is from the annotation of a GenBank genome assembly. Lineage: Eukaryota; Metazoa; Arthropoda; Insecta; Hemiptera; Aphididae.
GUUAAGGCUUGACCAAAAUUGUGUCAUUACUCAUUAGUAUUCGAAAUAUAUAGAACAUAUACAAAAUAAAAAAACUUUAAAUGGUUCUGGAUGACUUGGCUUUGGGACAAAGUAAGGAAGUCUUUCCUAAAUAGGACAUUAACUUUUUCUGUAGUACCAUGUGUUAGUAGAUCUUCUAUAAGUGAUAAUUUCCAUUCAAAAAAUGUAAGUAUACAUACAUACUAUAUUAUGAGGAUAUAUUUAAUUUAAUAUUAAAUGUGUUAAGAAUAAUCUUAUAUUAUCUGUAGAGUAAGCUUUAUAUUCUAUAUUUUAGAUUGAUUCUUGUGAAGAUACAGACGAACAUUGGGAUCGGCUUAGUCCGUGCCCUUUUUGUGGUCACGAAGAUAGCCCGGUUUUAACCAGAAGUCAAAGAUCAUGUAGUGAUCCUACUAUAUCUGGAUAUUCUAGACUUCCACCAAUUGUAAGUUUUUAUUAAUAUUUAAUAAAAUUAAUAAUAAUACUAAUUAUAAAUCUAAAUUUUAGGCAGUAAAUGAAAUAUCUCUAAAAUUGUGUAAUUUAGAAUGGGUAUUGAGAUAUUUCAAUCCUGAAAACAAUAGGUUAUUUAACAUUAUUUGAAUAAAAAUUAUAAUAAUUAAUCUAUACUUACUAUUACUACUAUUACUUACCUAAUUUUUAAAUUUCAUAAUAAUAUUUAAUUUUUUUGGUACUUAGUUGCCAUAUAGGUACUAAGAAAAACAAUUUUAGGUAUCCAAGUACUUAGGUAGGUAAAUAAUAAUUUACUCUAUAUAAAUUGUUAUUUAAUAUAAAAGAAAUAUAUUUAGCCUUCUUACAUCUCAAAAUAUUAAUAAAAUAUGUUAACUUUUAGGUUUUUAUACUAAUGUUAACUAUUCCUCUCAGAAAUUAUCACAAUUUAUUAAUUUUUCCCUAUAUACAUCGGCAAAUUUAACAACAUGUACAUUGUGAUGUAUUAAAUUUAUAAUUAAGAAAUGAUCAUAUUUUAUUAUAUUAUUAAAUUGUAUCUGAAAUGUCUAUAAUUUAUUUAUUUUCAGGAAAAAUCGAAUCCUUUUCUACCAUAUAAGCCAUCAAUAACUCCUAUUAGCAGUCAGAAUACCAUUGAUCAAAAUUGUAGAUACAUUCAAAAGAAUCUGCCAAUAGAAACUAAACCUCAAUAUCCAACUAGGCACGAAACCAGAGUAGAAUUUUUGUAAGUUUUAAUUACUAAAUACUAUUCUAUUAUUUUAAUUGGUACUAUACAUAUUUGAAUUUGGGUUUCUAUGCGUGUGUUAUUAUUAUUUGUAAUUAUUUAAGAAUACUCUUCCUACUUUAAACCCAAUCUAACAUUUAUAAUUAAGUAAUACAAUAUUUUAUUUUAGGCAGGAAUUACGUAAAGCUCAUAGAAAUGAAAAUUAUAUCACCAUUCAGCGAUUUUAUAUGAGAUUGUUUGAUUCAUUUAGUGAAAUCUGUACACUUUUUAAGGUACUUUAUUAUUUUAUUUUUUGAUUAAAAGUAAAAUUAUUUUUCCUAAUUGAUUAUGAUUUAAAGAUUAAUCCAAACCAAUCUGGAGCCAAACUAGAUGAUCCUGAACUUCAAUUAGAAUUUGUUUAUACAAUAAACGAUGCACUCAAAGACUUAGUAAAAAAAUUGAAUUAAUUUUGUUCAAAUUGUGUAUAAAAACUUUAAUAAUUUUUUUGUUACAGUCUAGUGGAAUUCAUAAAACAGUUUUAAAUUCAAUAAUAAAAGCGCUAUUAGAAAACAAAAAAAAGUGAGAAUAUGUAUAUUUUUUUUAUUUUUGUGAAUAGAUUAUUUAGUUGUACCUAAUCCAAUAUUUUCAUUUUAUGUACAUUUAUCAAAAACUUUAAAGCAUUAUAUUUUACACAGCCUUUAUGAGAAAGAUGAAGUCAGAGCUUUAUUUGUACUUCUCCAAUGUCCAGUUUUUGGAACACAAUCAAGUAUACCAAUAUUUGCACAUUUACUAAAUUAUAUUGCUCACUUAAGCAAAGAUGAUCACCAACUAUUGGUAAAUUGGUUCAGAAUGUAAGUAUUAGUUUAAAUAUUAUAACUCAAAUAAAUACUAAAAUGCAUUCAAUUUAUUAAUUUCCAUAUAAGUAUAAACUUUCAUUUUCAGUUUCCUAAAUCUUAAAAAUCAGUCAAAUUUUAUUAGUGAAAAUGAUUACAUUGAUUUAUCUAAUUGUUUAUUGGAUUGUUUAGUUUGACCACUAACAUACAUGCGUUCAGUUAUAAUCUUUAAUAAUAGCUUCUUCAUUUCAGGAUUCUCCUCAAUUUGCUUUGCAAUAGCAUCCACAUCCAUUUUAAUUUGUGUAGAAUCUUCAUUGGUCCUGCCCCACGAUUGUUGCAAUUCUGAAGGUUGAUGAAGUUGAUUACCAUAAUAUUGUUGGUUGUUAUAAUUAUUUAAAUGUUGUUUGUAUAAAACUAACUGAUCGUAUGCUAAUUGUUCUGCAUUUAAAGGUUGUGUUUUUUCUUUUAUAUUUUUGUAUGAUUCAUCGUAGUUAGUGUUGAAAAUCGUAGUUUGUUGCUCAUUAGGUUGUCUCAUUAGGCUUGAUCCUGAUGUAUAACCAUAAGACGGCAAUGAAGAAUAACGAAAUGAGGUUGGAGUAGAGUAACCAAUUGGAGUUUGACCAGUGUAUUUAUUUAAAGUUUGAGCAGAAGGUACUCUAGCGUAAUAGAGUGGUUUUGAAUUGGAGAGUAAAGGAGAAUAACCAGUUGGAACAGACGAAGCUGAUGAAAUUAUUGGCCCAUAUGGUGUAAUAUUAGGCAUAGAAAUUUGUGGCGCAAACAAUGCACCUGGUUGCAUAGCUCCUAAUCCUGGUGCAUAAACUGCAGAUAAUGCAGAUUCUACAGUUGUCCCAUAUGAAGAUCCUGAUUCACAAUUACUUGGAAUGACAGUAUUAGUAUUGACUGCAGCAUUUUCAUAUUCAUCGGCUAAAUGAAUGGUUUCUGUAUGGUAUAUUGGUUGACGGACAAAAUGUUUAGUUGGGUUUUCAUAGGUAGGUUGCUUUACAAUGUGUUUUUGAUAUCCAUGAUAUGAUGGGCCAAGACCAAUAUGUUCGGUAUAAAGUGGUUUAUGUACUAUUUGUUGAACUUCUGAUAUAACUGGCUUGUUUACAAUUUCUUGUAUUUCUGUAAUAACUGGUUUAUGAAUCACUUCUUGCAAUUCAGUGAUGAUAGGCUUAUGAAUUAUUUGUUGGGCAAUAUUAAUUCCUCCACGAUAAGGUAUAGCAUUGGAAUAAGAUGUUGGAAUAACUGAAGAUAUUAAAGGACCACACGAGUCUGGUAACCCUGCAGACAACCCAUAUAAUCUAGAAUAUCCACUUGAUCCUAAUCCGUAUGAAGGUGAUGAUGGGUAUGAAGAAUAAACUGACCCUGGAAAUCCUAAUGAGUCAUAUGAUCUAUAUGUUGAUCCAUAAUUCUCAGACAUUGAUCUUGCUGGAUAAUUUUGAUUGAUAUGGAUACUAGUUAAUUGAGGUGGGUUGGUGGAUGGAUUAACCUGGCUGAUAGUUGAAGCAUAUGAAAGUCUGAAAUAAUAAUAAAAAAUAAUAAUAAAAAAAAUACGGGGACAUACUUCACAUAAUGGGUGCCAACCACCCAUAAUGGCCACUGUAGUAGGUGAGAAGUUGGAAAGGUAGGGGGAAUUUCAAUGUAUAUCUGUAUGCUAAUAUUAACCAUUACUAAUAAAAAAAAUCAUUCUGAAUGAAGUUUGGUAAAUAGUGUUGCUUUGUAACAAAUUAGGCUAAAUAUUUACGAAUUUCAUCGAAAUUUAAUAAUAAAUUCGUUUAAAUUAUCUAGCAUUUCUGUUUAGUUUAUUACAAAACAACCAAAAUAAAAAUGUUUCGAACAUUUUGCUUCAUCUAGAAAAGGUAAUUGUAUGUUUUUUAUCCGAAUUCCAGGUCUCGACAAAUAUUUAUAACUGAAUCAAAACAAUACAAAACCAAAAAUUGAAAAAAAUUUCGUAAAUUUACACGGUUUUUGCUAUGUUUUAUGAAAACAGCUGGGGUAAUCAACAAAUUACCUUCUUAAGUACCACCCUAGUCAGAAAGGUAAAAAAUUGUGCAUAAAUAAAAACAAAUAAAUAAAUAUUGUAAAACUAAUAAAUUCCUCGCUCCGCUCAGAAUCUAAAAUAAAGCAAAAUGUAAUUUAAAGCAGUAUGCAUACUUAGACAUGAUAUUUAUUAUUUUAGGAAAACCAAAAAACAAGUUAGUUAGAAAUAGAUAAUAUGAUAUUUAAAAAGUUAAAACAAAUUAAUUAUUUAAAAUGUAUGUAACUAUAUAAUAAAAUAAAUAAUUUAGAUUUGUAUAAAAAAAAAAUCUUAUUUUUUCCAAUAAUUAGUAUAUGUUAGUAAUUAGAUAUUCAAGUUUUGUUUUUAUCACUCGCGAGGAUUACAAAUAUUUAAAUUUGUACAUUUUAUUAAAAAAACAACGUGUUGUUUUAUUAUUUUCGAAACAUUUUAUAGUUUAUUUUUCUGAAAAUGUGGACGUUUUUACUUUUUAUUUUUAUUAAAUUCGUGAUUUUUUAUAAUUUUUAAAGUUCAGAGAAAAAAAAGUGUAGUCAAUUCCCAAUAAUAAUAAUAAUAAUAAUAAUCAGUUAGCAAAUGCAAUUAUAGCUUACUGCAUAAUUAUAGGCUAUCAGAAUAAUAAUUAAUAAAACAUAUUUACGAUUAUUAUGGUUAGUAUUGACUAGGUACGUAUAGGAUUCGGAGCGAAGUGAGGAAUAUAUUGGUUUUACAAUUAUAUUUAAAUGUUUUUUUUUUUAUAAAUGACUUUUCUACCACAUUAUCUUGCUCUGGUUUUCAAGUAUGUUCAAUGGUACUUUUAAUGUGAUAAUUUUCUGAAUUUUCAAGUGAUUUUCUUAAUAAUUAGAAACCACAGGGAAAAUAUAUAGGAAAAACCAGAACAUUUACGAAAUGUAUUAUUUUCAAAUUUUGUUUUUGUUGCAAUUCACUUAAAAAUAUUUGAAGAGACUUGAAAUUUGGACAAAAACUUAUAUUUGCCUUUUCCUGACCUGAUAAAAUGUUCAGUGUUCUUAGUCUUUUUUUACCUAUUGAUGUUUUAUUGAUUUUAAUUUUGCGAGUUUUACGUAAUUUUUAUUUGGUAGAUACUAUGUGGAUAUAAUUGUUAGACUAAACAGAAAUGUUUAGAAAAUUGUCAGGAAACACAUAUAAAUCGUAGGUACUAAUAGGUAAGAAAAAAAAAGAUAGUAUAACAUUGUAGUAUUUCUUUUUAUAAGAAUUUUAAAAUGCUAUUUUGACGAAAAUCGUAAAUAUUACGGCCUUUUAAAACAUAUAUAACCGAAUCCCUCACAAAAUUAAUUCGUUAGCAAUGAGUAAUCGUUGCGUACAAAUAUAAAUUAAAUUUCUCUUUAUUAUCCUACCUUCCUAACUUCUCACCUACAACAGUGGCUCAUCCAUUGUGCAAAUUAUGUCCGUCUUUUUUCUCUGAACUUAAAAAAAAAAAUUACAAUUUUAAGGGGAAUAAAAAGUAAAAACGCCAACAUUUUCAGAAGAAUCUAUGACUAUAAAAUGGUUAUCUUUAAAUUUUAAAAGUUAUUUUUUAAUUUUUUUUAUCAAAAUAUAAAAAUUAAAUUAUCUUUAUUAUCUUAGGAGUAAUUGCAAUAGAAAUAUCUUUGUGGGAUACCUGUAUAUAUAAUAUUUACUUAUAAUUGCUUAUAAAUUAAAUGAAUAAAUUGAAACCUAAUUUAUUAUUUAUUCAUUUUUUCUAAGUUCCUAGUUUAAAAAAAAUACUACAUAAAUAAUUUAAUUUUAAUGUCAUAUUGAGCUAUAAUUACCUAGAUUUAUCAUUAGCAUCUGUAUUUAGGUCAGCUUUCGUUUCAGUUCUUAGUUCCUUUUCUUCAGAUUUGGCAGAAGUUUGAACAAUUGGAAAUUGUUGAAUGUCAUUUCGCUCAAAUCGGUGAUUUAAUACAGUCUCAUUUUUAACGCCAACAGAUGAGAAAGGCUCAGGAUCGGCAAUUACGACAGUGCAAACUAAAGUUAAACACAAUAAAAACUUCAUCAUGACACUUUUAAAUUUUAACUAAAUAUAUGUUGAUGGUUAUACUAAAUUGGACAUCACUGGUAAUAAUUAUAGGCAUGCGUUGAGGUAUAAGUAGGCAUUCGAUAAAAAGCAACAUCAGCAAUAUUAUGCAACACCUAAACGUAAAGAAAUUAUUUUGAUAUACAAUUAUAACAUUGUUUGUAUGUUGGUAUUUUAGCUCUCAAGUCGAUUCUUAAUAUUAUAUUGUUUGUAAAUUAAAUAUACAUGUUAUAUAAUUAAAUUAUAGUAUAUCUUACUGUUCAGGACUACAAAAUGUCCAGUUUUUAAGAAAAAAAAACAGUGAUAUUGUCAUUAAAUUUGUUACAUCAUUUAAUUAGGAACUUAACUAUUUUAUAAAGAUAUACAUAAAUCGUAAUGUAUAUAUAUAUAUAUAAACAUAGGGUUACUUUUGAAGCAUGCUCACCCCAUUUUAGUUUUUGAGCGAAGUGAGGAAUGUAAUGGUUUUAGAAUUAUGUUUAUUUUUUUUUUCUGUGAACAACUAUUACCAGGAAUUUUGCUUUGAUUUUCAAGUAUAGCCCCUUUUCUAAAAAGAAAUCAAUCUGGAGUGGUUCCCUUUAAGGGAACCAUUUUUUGAUUUCCCUAGUAGUUUUCAUAAUAAAUGGGGGAAAACGGGGAAAUUUACGAAGUAUAUUAUUUUCAAAUCGUAAAUAUUAUGGCUUUUCAAAACAUGUAUAAUUGAAUUCUGCUCAGAAUCGUUUCUCGUUAGAAACAAUUAAUCGUUGCGUACAGAUAUACAUUAAAUGUCCCCCGUACCUCUCCAACUUCGCACCUAAAACAGUAGCCCAUCCAUCGUACAUAGUAUGUCUGUUUGUUUAUGUUUAAAUUAUGCAUAUUAUAUUCGGAUCUGAUUUUUGAUAUUUUUAAGUGUAGGUUAUAAUUAAAUAUAAUACAUUCGGAUGCUAGAUUUUUCACUACACUUAAGGAGUAUUCUGCAGUGGUAUCAACUUUGAUUUUCCAAAUAAGAAUCUACUUAUAAAGUAAAUUGUGAAUCCGUUGUUUUUUCUGAAAAUGAUGCCAUAUUGUAAUUGAAAUAUGAAUACUGUUUACAAGUUUGGUAAUAUUAAUCCAUAAACAUUUUUUAGUAGUAAGCAUUUGUAAAAUUAUCUGAGCUUAUGUGACUAAGUUAUAAUUACCAAACUCAUACCUACUAACAAUAUAUUCAUCAUUUAAAGUAGAAUAAAUCAGAAAUGUAUCAUUGAAAUUUCGAUUAUAAUACGUGAAAAUGUUAAAAAAAAAAUUAUCUAAUUCACAGUUUGUUAAUACAAUUGUAAUACAUGUUGGUUCUCAUUUGAAAAAUCGAAAUGUUCCAAAAUACUAGCAUUAACAAGGUAUACUUAAAAAGACGGAUAUACUUCACAUGAUGGGUUUAGCCAUUGCUGUAGCCUUGUAGGUGAGAAGUUGGGAUAGGUAUUAUUAAAUUUUGAUAAAUAUCUUUAUAAGUCCAAAUCUAAGAUACUCUUUAAAAUUAUUAUAUUUUUCAAUUAUUUAAACUUUGAAAUUUGAUACUAAUAUUAAAAUUGUGUAUUAAAGAUUGGAACUGGAAAAAUUGAGAUCAUUAAUAAGAAACAUUAUGCAAUUUAUAACUUUGCGUCAAUUUUCUCCAAAUGACAAAUCUCUACCACCUUUAGCAAAGACUCUUUGGUGGAUACCAUCCGCGACAAAAAAUUUAGCAUUAAUCAGUAAGUUUUUUUUUUCUAAAUAGGUAGGUUUUGUUUCACUAAAUUAAAAAACUCAAAGAAUUACAAUACAGAAAUUUUUGGAUUUGUGAAAUUUAAAGUAGAUAUUACAUAGGUAUAAGUAUAGGUAUAAUUAAAAGCAGUUCCAGGACAAGAUAACUGGAAAAGGAACUAUUUUGAAAAUACUUAUAAUGAGGCACACAUUUAUGAUGAAAAUUAAGCCAAAUCCCCGAUUAACAUCUUAAUACCGAAAUCCCGACAGUUAAGAAGAUUGCACAUAUUUUUAGAUGUCAUAGAUUUUCCAUUUUUUUAUUUGUUUAGGUAUCUAUACAUAUUAGUAUUAUAAGCCUAACCCCCUAACCUAAAGGGUGAGAGUAAAUUUAUUAAAGCAUACUUGCAUUAUUAAUCAUUUACGAUUAAUAUAAAUAUCACGGAUGACGGAGACAAGAUUAGAAAAUGUCUUAAAUUUUGUUCCUUAUACAAUAGCCAGGCUCCUAAAUAUUAUCAAUAAUAAUGGUUAUUUGCCAUAAAUCUAUUUUAGGCCUAUGUUGUUUCCGUAUAAUAUGAUGGAGCAUAAUUAGCAUAAGCUACCACCUACACAAUCUCGGAGGACCUUAAUGAUUAUGUUCUCAAAAUUCCAUCUUACUUAUUAUCCGUUUGUACUUUGACUCUGUUCCAACCACUAUCGAGAUAUAUUGCUUUGAAUUUUUGAGUUAUUUAAAACAAGGUUUUAUUUUUACAUUUUUUAAUGUUUUAGUUUAAUGAGUAAUAUUUAAAUUAUUGCAUUAUCUAAUAAUUUACAGUUAAUUUUUUUAUCUAAUAAGUUCAAAACAUAAUUUUAACUAUCUAUUAUUUUUAUUGAAACACAUAAAGGUUUAAAUGUAAUACCUAUCUAAAUAACUUAAUUUGAAAUGCUAGAUGUAAUAUAAAUUAUGUACCUAUCUUAAAUUUUAAAUUUGUUGUAACAUAUAUAAACUAUUUCAGACGCAGCCAACAAAUUGGGAAACGAAUUAUUACAUUUUACUGAAUUAUAUAAUUCUGCAUUAGAUCAUAUUGAUUUAAUGCGUGAUUAUUAUAACUGGCAGAGUUUUGGACCGUACGAAUGUUUUUCUUAUUGUCAAUAUCCAUUUAUAUUGAGUAUUGUCGCAAAGAGAAUCAUACUUACCAAGGACUCGGAACAACAAAUGAUCCUAAACGCUAGAAAAUCAUUAGUAUCUAAAGUUGCUAGAAGACAAACGCCUAAUAUCGAUAUAUUUUUUUUAAAUAUAAACGUCAGAAGAUCUUAUUUGGUACAAGAUUCAUUAAACGAGGUGAGAAAAUAUUAUAAAAUUUGACAUUUUGGCACACGGGCCGUACUCGUGAUUAAAAAAAUUAUCUUUGAAAAUUACCCUCCCUCCCCUUAAUAUUCUGUUGGAAGCAAAAUAUUUGUGAAGAUAAGUGGGUAAAAAUUAGGUAUAUAAUUAUUGUAGGUACCUGUAUCAAUGACAAACUAAUUACUAAUUAUACGCGCAUUCUUCUUUCUAAAUAAGUUUUCAAAUUAUUAAGUACUUAUUAUUAUCGUAAAUAAUUUAAAAUCCAAAUGUCUAUCUAAUUAAUUACGAUUUUAAAUUUUAGCCGGAUGUAAAUUUAUUUAUAUUCAAAAUAUAUAAUAAAUAUGCAGUUUGUCGAUGAUGACAUAUUAAUGUAUACAUAUGGUAUACUUGUUUUUUUACUAUCAUACGCAACUAUUAUUUUUUGUUUCGUCUACGAUCGUUGGUAUUUUCAAUUGUUUAUAAAUUUAUAUUUACAACGCAUAUCCGUUCAUCCGUGUAUUGUUUUUUUUUUUUUUAGAGGUAUAGAGUCCGGAAAAAACAAAUAUUGUUUCCUUAUUGAAUAAACUUAAUAAACUGAUUUCUAUACAUAGGUAAUAGGUAAAUAUUAAGUAGGUACUUAUGAAUUUGCUUAGGCUUAGACACAAAUAGUUACAACAUGAACAAAAUGAUAAAAUGAUUUCGCACAUAUUUUUGAAAAAUUGAAUUCGAAUAGCUACACGUAUAUAGUAAUAAUAUGUAAUAGUUAUACGUACUUAUUUUUAACGAUGACAUUGAAAACAGAAAUCGUAUUUAAAUUAUCUUUAGAAGAAACAUUAUCCACAAAGAUAACAAAUGAGGAUAAAACAGAUAUAAAAACCUUACCUAUGUAGAUGACAAAAAUAAGGGUCGUUUUCUAUACAUGCUGUUUACGAUACGUUUAUAAUUUUAAAUUUUUGUCCAAAAAAUGGGAUACUUCAAAUAUUCAUAAUCCGUAAAUAAUCUGUAAACGUGGCCAACACAUUGGUACUUUAUUAUGUUAUGUAUAUGUAUAUAUAGCCUAUUUUAAGUAUAAUUUACUGACAAAGACACCAGAUUUAAACCCUCUAGUAUGGACAAUAGAAAUUAUUUUUAAAAAUGAAUAUUAGGUACUUUUAAAAAUAUUUUGGCUCUCUAUUUUAGCUAUAAGUAUUGAUAAGUACUAGGUAGGUAUAGUUUUGGCUGUAGGAAAAUCUAACACAAUAAAAUUAAUUAUAAGUUGUUCUUAAUUAUAAACAAAUUAAGCGUAAUGUUAUAUUUUUUAUCAUUUUUAUGAUAAAAUUCUUCUAAAAUAAAUAUAAAAAAUUGUAAUCUAUUUUGUAUUUCUCUAGUUAUAAAUUAAUAAAUUGUUUUAAAUUUAUCGAAAGACGUUAAACCCCGAAUUCGGAUCGUAUUUUAUUUAUUUAAAUAUCAACGCCUCUAGGGCACAGAUUAGAUACAAUUUAAUAGAAUUGCAGCAUUUUAGACUGUAGUCCUAUGUAUAGCAUGGAUUUCAUCGCGUUUACAAUGAUUCAUCGUUUCAACUACCUACCCAAUAAUUAUUAUACCUACCCGAUAUACUUGUAAUAUUUUACCUUUUCAACUUCCACUAAUACAAUGCUAUAUAACGCUUAUACAAUGGUUGAAUUGAUGUGUCUCGCCUAUCAAAUGUGGUAAGAGUCUUCUAUCAUUUUUGCAUACAUUUUAGCAUAGAUAUCUAUACCACUUUAUUUAAUUAACCGAGGGAAGCUAUAGGAAUGUUUUCAUUAGUAGCAUCAGCUGUUUUUAUUUGCACUGCACAAAUUGUUUGUUAUUGAUAGGUAACCAAUCUAUUGAUAGUAAAAUUUAUUCAGUAGGUACUUUAUGGAUAAAAUUGUUAGACCAACCAAAAAUGCUUGAAAAUUUAACAGGUGGUUCAUUAUAAGUUGAACUUAGUGGGGUCAACAAGAGAAAAUUGAAUUCAAUGCAGUAUUUUUUUUAUAAAAAUUUUAGUAUCAAAUUUUGAUGAAACUCAUAAAUAUUACCUACGGCCUUAUAAAACAUAUACUUGUAUAACCAAACUCUGCUUAGAAUCAUUUUUUUUGUCAGCAAUAAUUAAUCGUUAUGUACAGAUAUACAUUCAAUAAAUUCCCUUCUGUAUCUUACCUUCUCAACUUCUCAUCUAUAGCAGAAGCCCACCCAUCGUGUGAAGUAUUAUUGUUUUUUCGACUGCUUUUCCCAAACAAAAAGUAAAAUAUCAAUAUAAAAUUCUAAUUUUUUUUAUUUAGGUAAAUUUAAUAAAUGUGUUAUUAGUGUUCAUAGUAAUUUUAUUCAAUGUUUAAUUGUAAAAUGAAUUACUGAAUUUGCUUCAUAAUAUGUAGGGGGUGCGGGUGACUGUCAUAUUUUUAUCUGAUAAGCAAUUAUAGUUUCUAAACUGAGGUUGCGGAAGGGGAUGCAUUCUUAUUUUUCCGCUAAUUCGAGCGCCCGUACUUUUUACAUUCAGUUUAUUCACAAAUACUAUUACAGAUCGCUUUCAAACAGAAAGAUUUAAAGAAAAAGCUAAAAGUUACAUUCGCCGGAGAACCCGGAUUGGACAUGGGUGGUUUGACGAAGGAAUGGUUUUUGUUACUGAUCCGUGAGAUAUUUCAUGCGGAUUACGGUAUGUUCGUGUAUUAUUCCCAUUCUCGGUGCUACUGGUUCAGCACCGGACAAACAGAUCAUACAAAUCUUCGCGAAUACAACCUAAUUGGUGUACUGAUGGGGUUGGCCGUAUACAAUUCCAUCAUACUGGAUCUCAGUUUCCCGGGCAUUUGCUAUAGAAAACUACUUUCGCCGCCGGUCGUACCCGCAGUCAACGAUAGCAAAGUGGGCGUCGUUGAAAAUCCAACGCUAAACGACCUGACCGAAAUCAUGCCGGUUAGUAUUAUCAAAUUCUAUAAAUGUUUAUACAGGAUGUCUCACGAAGAUAUACCCCUUGAAUAUCUCCUGAGACAAUAAAUAUAAUCAAAUAUAUUACUCAAAGAGAUGACUACAAAUAUUUAUAUUUAAAUUACAUUUUUUUUUUUUAUUAAAAAAAAUAACUUUAUUUUAUUAUUUUUGGAAAAUAUUAUGAUAGCCAUUCUGUAGUUUUUUUUUUCUGAAAAUUUGAAUGUAUCACACAUUUAUGUCCGAUGAACAGUUUCUAAGUAACAACUACUUUAAAUUCUACAAAUCCGUGUGAAAACUGAUGUUAUCGCGUAACACGUAAGGGAAUAACAUAACCAUGUUUUUCUCUAGAUAAUAUAGGUUUUUACACAGAUUGGUAGAAUUUAAAACUGCUUUAAAAUUAAAUCUUCGUUUGACAGCCUAUAUAGUAUAGGUGUUUGGUAUUAUUAUAUGCAGUGACGUAUCUAGAGCUUAAUUAAGGAUUGGCGGUUUAAAAUUGUAAUACAGCACAAAACAUCGCGAGGGAUUUCCUCGUCCAAAAAAAAGCAACAGUUAUCAUUUUUUUUUUUUUUGUAUAUAUAAUUCUUCUCCUUGGCAAUAAAAAAAAGUAGUUUAUAACUUUAAGUAUAAACUAUAAUUAAUGAUACACACAAAAAAAAUAAAAUGACGUAGGCUUCUUUUUCGCGGUUUGCAAAAGGCUGUCACUAUCACCUCUGAAUGUUAUUUUAAGCUCGUAAAACUCUGAUCAAAAAAUAUACGCAAAUAUUGAAAUGUCUUACCAACUGUUUAAUUAAAAAUAUAAUUUUUACUUAAAAUUCAAAUUGAAUUGCAAAAUAAAAUGUACACAUUUUGCAAAUAUUUGAUUUAACUUAUUAUAUGGUUUUUGAAGACCUUGGGGACGUAGCCCUCUAUCUCCCCCUUUAAUGCAGGCCUAGUGUUCAGGGUAUGCGGUUGCAUACCCUGCAUACCCUCUGCGCACACCUAUGGUUAUUAUUCAAUGAAAAAUAAUCGUAGAUACCUAAAACUUUUACUAGAUACUUUAUUUUCAGCAGAUGCUUUCAUAAAUACUUUUUAGAAGAGGUGAAAUUUUCAAAAUAUUCUAGCGUUUUUUGCGUCUCAUUAGUUAUUAUUAGGGCCUAGAAAUUAGUAACCCGAUAUUCUUAAGUAGUGCUUUAAUUAUUGUCUCGGGUAUUUUUGAUAAAAUUUUAAAACAUCAAUAAGUUUUAUUAGAAAUAAAUUCUUUCAUAUACCUAUUAGAUUAUACGUAUACGUAAUAACAGUCUGUUUUACUCUAAUUUUACUGAUCAGAUAUAUGUGUAAAAUAAUAUUUGAAGGGGGCAGUAGCGCGGGGCAGGAGAGCACUCACCGUUCUAAGUAUGAAGGAACAAAUACACUAUAAUAAGGAUAACAAAAAAUAAUAUAAAUGCAGAAUUGUAGAGCUGUUUGUUUCUUAAAUGUUCUAUAAAAUAAAUUUCGAAAAAAGUUAAUACUUUCCGAGAUCCUUAAUGAGUUUCUUAAAAUAUCUUGUUCACCCUGUAUAUAAUAGGUAAGUAUAUUGACAAGAUACUAUCAUAAAUGGCACUGUGAAAGACCAUAACACUGCGGCGUGUCGUAAAUACGUGACAUUUUUCUCAAUUAUCAUGAAAGCCCCCUGGAAAAUCAAAAAAAUGACUCUCUAAAUGCACCAGCUAUAUUCAAUUGUGAUUUUAUUUUAGGAUGUAGCCAAUGGCUUAAAACAUCUUCUAGAAUACGAUGGAAAUGUUGAAGAAGACAUGGGACUUACAUUUCAGGUAAGUAAUUAUAAUUUAUUAAAAUAUAAUCACUUUAUUUUAUUAUUAGAUUACCUACCUAUUUAUUAAUUUUGUCCAUUAUUAUAGUACCUUUAUAUACAACAGUGGCGCCAAGUAUGUAGGUACUUAAGUGGUCAAACUUAAUGACCAGAAUAGUGAAUUGAAUAAGGAUGUUAGUGGGUUCUGGGCAUGGACGUAAAUAGGGUCCUCAAAUGUAUUCAGCCCAAAAUGACCACUGGUUUAAAUAAUAAUAAAGGAAAAUCUAUUUAUUGGUCGAAAAAUGCCAAUAUCAAAACAUUGGUUUAUUAUAUACAUAUAUAUUUCAUCCAUAAUAAAAAUAGUGAUAUUUAUAAUAAUAUAAUAAUCUAAUAUAUUAAUAUAUUAGAACGACGUAGCUUAAUUGUACAAAAUUCCCAGAGGCGUAGAUAUAAAUUAUUUAAGGGGGGGAGAGCAACUUUCAAUUAUUUGUUAUACCCUGAAAACAUUAUUAUUAGGAUUGAGUCAGGAAUUCAAAAAAAAAUGUUAACUAAAUAUUGUGCAGUACAUACAAAUAUAUUAACUAGGUAAUUAAGACUUAAUAUAAUUAAAUACAUGUUAUUUUUUUUUUAAUUAUUAUAGAAGUAAAUUUAAUCUUUAUCUACGGUGUGCUAGUUUGUUGACAAUUUGUUCUGGAUCAACAAUAUGAUGUCCCUAUGAAUAUUUAAAAGGUUUAACCCAGUUAAUGGUCUUGGCUCAUUGUGUUCCUUAGGUAUGUUUUUAGACGCUUUAACAUUGAAAAGGAUCGUUCUGCACUUGUAUUAGAUACAGAAAGUGUAGCCAAAAUGUGUACAACCUUAUUAAUGAGAGGGAAAAAUUGUUUAUUAUAUUGUUCUAAUGUUUGAACUACCUUUAAAUCAUCACUACUUUCAUCCCACUUCUUGGUCCAAAGCUGAUACUCAAUAGAUCUUUAAGUUUUUCAUUGAACAGGUACAUUGUACAUGUUACAAAUUUUGUAACCCACAUGUCUGCAGGACGAUGAAUUUUUAUUUCAGACCGCUAUAAUAGGCUCUCAACCGAUCAUAGUUUUUGGAACAUUGUAACUGGUGAUGGGCACAACUAAGUGAAAACUAUCGAACUACUCGACAGUUUUAAACUAUCAAUUUACUAUUAAUUUUAAAGAUUAUCUAUAUAAUAAAAUAUCUAAGGAAGAGUUGAACAUGGCUCAAGUAGGGCUAAGCACCCCAUCCUAUUUACGUCCAUGAUGCUGGAUGAUAAAUAAAUAAUUGUAUUACCUAUACUAAUGUAAUUGAAUGGAUCUGUUUGUUAUAUAUUUUUACAAGGCUCAUUAAUCAUGAAGACUAACCUAACCUUUAUGGUAUCAACUAUUAGUUAAUGAUCCAUUGGAUGAUUGGGUAGAUUGUAGGUUCUAAAUUAAGAUGAUUUAAACCACCAUUUUUGAAGAAUCUGGCACCAACUUAUACAGAGGUGGCCAAAAAUCGAGCAACAAAUUUGCAUUUCGGCAGUGUUACGAACGAUAACGAACAUGAAACUGCGUCUAAUAGGUUAUGUUGUUUUUUUAUAAACCUUGCUGUUGUUGUAUGUAAACAAGAUGACGAGACCAAAGUUGCAAUAUGACGUAACGGAAACGACGUGGAGGGAGAAACGUGUUCCAUACAAGACGGUAGACGUUGCGCGACUUUAGGCCACCUCUGUGUAUGUACCAUAAUAUUACCAAUAGGCAAUAAGUAGGUUGGUAGAUAGGUAGGUACUUAAUUUUCAUUAUUAUGAGUUUCAUAUUAUAAGUAAUUAGGUAGGUACUAAUUAUGAUAAUAUUUAAAGAAAAAUUAGAAUUUUAAGAAAUAAAAAAUAUAAAAAUGAAAAUAUCAAAUAAAUUAUUAUACCUAAUAUGAAGUAGGUAUAAUAACUUACAGUACCCAUUUUAUACGGUUUUUAGAUUAUGAGUGUAACAAAGAAUGUACCUAUUGGUUUUACAAUUUUUCGUUAGCAAUGGUUAAUUGUUACUUAUAGAUGAAUAUUAAAUUCCUUUCUGUAUCCUACCUUCCCACCUACAACAGUGGCUGCACCCAGUGACGUACUGAUAGGGUAGCAUGACGAGCUUUGAGCUAUGAGUCCGUGCCAUUUAAGGGCUUUAAAUCGGGGCAAAGGCGUUACUUUGAGUGGUUAGUUUGAAAAUAGGCUAUGAACCUUUUUUGCUCCAAUCUGUGUAAAUUAGGUCCCAACUAAGAUGGUGCACUUGGUCCCUUGAUUCUAAUCUAGAAUAUUUGGCCAUGGGCAUUAUAAUUCCUAGUCACGCCACUGGCUGCACCGUCCCCAUUAUGCUAGGACAGCUUUUUAAUUAUAAGUAUAUAUUAUUGUACAGAUACCUACAUAUUAAUUAUUAUCCAAAUUUUAUAAGCAUGUAAAUAUUAUAAUAAUUCAAUAAAGGUUUCCUUGGAAGAAUUCAAAUCAUCCAAAACACACAAAUUAAAACCAAAUGGAGAAAAUAUACCAGUGACAAAUGAAAGUCGCGAAGAAUAUGUAAAUUUGUACUUGGAUUGGGUACUUAAUUUGGCUAUUUACGAACAAUUUCGUGCAUUUUACUUCGGAUUUCAUAGUGUGUGCGCAUCAAAUGCCCUAAUUGUAAGUGACAUCUUUGUUAUAAAUAUUAUAAGUCAAUUGCUACAGAAUUUAUAUACAAUUGAUCAUGUUAAAUUAUACCAUAAAAAUUAAAAAUAGAUGUUGAGACCUGAAGAAGUGGAACUAUUGGUUUGUGGUACAGAAUCAUUAGAUUUACACGAAUUACGAAAAGCUACAGAAUAUGAUGGCUAUAGAUCAGAUGACCACAUCAUUUGGUAUAAAUGACUAUAUUUUAAAUUACUUACCUAUUAUUAUUUUAUUAACAAUUGUUUUUCUUUUCAAAUUUAUAGUGAAUUUUGGAAUGUCAUUGAAUCAUUGUCGGAUGAUCAAAAACGAAAAUUUUUACUGUUUGUCACUGGAAGUGAUCGUGUACCAGUUGGUGGUAUGGGUGAUAUGAACUUUAAAAUAACCAGGGGUCCUAAUAGGUCUGAUUUCUUACCAGAAGCACAUACAUGUUUUAAUCAAUUAGUAUUACCACAAUAUCCAAAUCAAGGUCGACUAAAAGAAAAAUUAGUAACAGCCAUACUGAAUGCUGAAGGAUUUGGAUUGGAAUAAUUUAGUACCUACCUAAAAAUUUGUUUGUACCUGUGUUAGUAAAAAAAUAUCAACAGAGUGAAAGCUAUUUAUUUAUAUGCACCUAUAUAGGUUAUGUUAUAAUCAACAACUGUCGCUAUAAUAUUAUACUUCCUUACAAUAUUUUGAAAUAAAACAAUAAUAUUUAUUGACUUAUCAAAC